Aaosphaeria arxii CBS 175.79 is the source of this 976-nucleotide messenger RNA. RefSeq lists its product as uncharacterized. Bases 110 to 709 code for a protein of 199 amino acids. The record is from RefSeq and is a predicted model, not a curated record. Lineage: Eukaryota; Fungi; Ascomycota; Dothideomycetes; Pleosporales. The transcript has a single exon.
CCCAUAACCAAACCGCCUCUCCCCACCCACCCCAAACCACAAAAGAAACAGAGAAAAUUCAAACCCACCACCAAAAUCUCACCCGUCGCGCAAACCACACACCCUCAAAAUGGCGACACCGCAACAACCGCCCCUCACGCCCGACCAACGCCUCGCGCUGGAGCAGAAGCAAAAGUUCGAAACCUUCGCGCUCAACGCCGCGAUCGCCGGUGCCGUAAUAUGUCCCGUAGUCGCAUUCAUGCCGCCGCGGAAGCUCGACAUGUACACGUUUUCCCUCGCGGUGGGAUUCUACCUCUCGGCCGACCACCUCGCGACGCAUUACACGGGGCGCGGCAUAUUCCAGCAGUGGAAGUUCGCGCAACCCAGCAGCGUGGGGGUGGGAGCGCUGCCGACGGAGAAGGCGAGGGAGACGCAGGCGAGGUUUGCGGAGGAAAAGAAGUUGGCGGAGGCGAGGGAGGCGAUGAGGAGUGGGCGGCAGGUGAACUGGGAGGAGAAGGAGAAGAAGGAGCGGAGCGUGCUGCAGAAGUUGUGGAUGGGGGAUGAGACGGAGGGGUGGAAGGAGAGGAGGUUGGAGGAGGAGAGGAAGGCUUUGGAGGAGGGGAAGAGUUAUACCGAUUUGAUUCUCGAGCAGGUGUGGGACGUGUGGAAUUGGGAUAAGAAGAAGAGUGGUGGUGAGGAGGAUGGGUCGUCUACGGAGGAGAAGAAAUGAGGGAGGGAGUGGUUUGGAUGUUGGAAAAACUGUAUGAUAUUGAUUGGGAUGUACAACACUGAACAUGGAACGGAAACGACAUGCAUGGAAUGAACGGCGUUUGGGAGACACGUCAGGCCCAGAAUCCUGUCUUAUGUCUAUAUUGGAAUUACACUCUCCACCUUCGCCAAUGCGAUUGGAUGCUGCCAGAUCUCUUGCGGCGAUUAAUCAAAAGAAUUGAGUUCGCAAACCUUGUUACUUGACUUAGUCAAUGGUCUUGGUCCGGUG